Messenger RNA from Zophobas morio, 2956 nucleotides. RefSeq names its product glutamate receptor ionotropic, kainate 2-like. NCBI's taxonomy places the organism in Eukaryota, Metazoa, Arthropoda, Insecta, Coleoptera, Tenebrionidae. Gene Ontology annotation, cellular component: postsynaptic density membrane; plasma membrane. The coding region runs from base 169 to 2901 and encodes 910 amino acids. The record is from RefSeq and is a predicted model, not a curated record. The transcript has 11 exons. Gene Ontology annotation, molecular function: transmitter-gated monoatomic ion channel activity involved in regulation of postsynaptic membrane potential; glutamate receptor activity. Gene Ontology annotation, biological process: monoatomic ion transport; synaptic transmission, glutamatergic; modulation of chemical synaptic transmission.
UGAAAAAGUACUUACCCUGAAGAACAAACAAAUCUUAAUCGUUCUAUUCUCGGUAAACCAAAAAAAUUUGGCGCGCUUCCAACGCCAUAUGCAAACCUUCUAACAUAAAUUAUUUCACGCCGAUUGCACGGAAGCCUCGUGCGAUAACAUUUUUGACCAAGUGCCACCAUGAAAAUAGUUUACCAAAAUGUAUUUUGGCUGUUGAUGUUUGCUGCUUACAACUACCUAUGUCUGGCAAAUCAAAACGUCAUCACGAUCGGCGCAUUCUUCGACGAGGAAGAUGACCAGGCGAAAAUCGCCCUUAAAAGCGUAGUACACACCAUGAAUACAAUGCAACAAGAGUUUGAAUACGUCGUGAAGACACAAAAAGUUGCCAGAAUCGAUAGUUUUCAGUGUUGUAGACUCCUGUGCAACAUCACGCAAGAAGAAGGAGGGUUGGCGGCGGUUUUUAGCCCCACUUCAUUUACGUCAUCGUCGAUUAUCCAAUCCGUGAGCGCGAAUUUGGAAAUCCCCCACUUUCUCACAAGUUGGCACCAAUCGGCGUUCUUUGAUGAUAAACACACGACUAUUAAUUUCUACCCAGAUGCGUAUUUGUUGUCUCAGGCUUUGGCCACAAUUGUUCGAAAUUUGCAGUGGAGGAGCUUUGUGAUUCUAUAUGAGGAGAACGACGGUUUGGUUAGGUUACAAGAAGUACUGAAAUUGCAAAGUUACAAUAAACACAGUACUGUAAUGGUGCGGCAGUUGGAAGGACCCGAUUGUAGACCUUUGUUGAAAGAAAUUCGGGCCUCUAGUGAACACAGAAUCAUUUUAGACUGUAAAUCAGACAGUAUUCUUAGGGUUUUAGAACAGGCGAAAGAAGUGGGCUUGAUGGAGUCGUCGUCCUACAAUUAUUUUUUAACGUCGCUGGAUGCCCACACUGUUGAUUUUUCGUCACUACAUGCCUCUGUCAAUAUUACCACAAUCAGAAUUCUUGAUCCUAGUAGUGAGGAUUUUCAGAGUGCCUUAACUGAAUGGGAACAGUAUGCAGACUUUCAUGAUCCGAAUCGAAUUCAGUUUAGACCUUUCUCUAUUACAACCAAAACGGCUCUUAUCUAUGAUGCGGCUGAAAUGUUCAUGAACUCAGUAAACGCGGUCCAUGUGACUGAUCCCAUUGUCCCAACGAUUUUAUAUUGCGACAGUGAGGAGAAAUGGGAGCAUGGGUUCCGAAUUGCUUCUUUUAUGAAAGUCAAAACAAAUCCCGUUGGAGUAAGCGGCCCCCUAGCUUUUGAUUCCACCGGUAGGCGUACAAAUUUCACGAUUUACGUUGUUGGGGGUCAUCGUGACAACGUUGUCGCUACGUGGAACGCCGAAAGCCCUGACGUUCUCACAUUCAUGAGAAGCGACAACGACAGCUACGACGCUUUAGUCAAAAAUAUGCAAAAAGGAGUUUUGAUAGUUUCUUCCAGAUUAGGUCCGCCGUACUUGAUGGAACGCAAACCUCGCUUCGAAGGGGACGUUCUCACUGGUAAUGCGAGAUAUGAAGGUUUUUCGAUGGACCUGAUAGACGGCAUAGCUGGAAUACUCGGGUUUAAGUACGAAUUUCGACUUGCCGAAGAUGGAAAGUAUGGGAAUUACGAUCCGGUGACCAAAUCGUGGAAUGGGUUAAUUAAAGAUUUGUUAGACCGCAAGGCCGAUUUGGCCAUCUGUGACUUAUCGAUAACGCACCAGCGACGCGAAGUGGUCGAUUUUAGCAUGCCCUUCAUGCGUCUAGGAAUAAGCAUUUUGUACAAAAAAGCCGAAGAAAAAGACGUUAACAUGUUUGCUUUUCUUACCCCGUUUUCGACUGACAUUUGGAUUUAUACAGCCACUUUGUACUUAGCGGUUUCUGUGAUUUUGUACCUAGUGGCACGUAUGGCACCCGGUGAUUGGGAAAACCCCCAUCCAUGUGACCGCCACCCCGAAGAACUUGAGAACAUCUGGAACCUAAAAAAUUGUUUGUGGGUCACACUUGGUUCGAUAAUGACGCAAGGCUGCGACAUUUUACCCAAAGGAAUUUCUUCCCGAAUGGUUACUUCCAUGUGGUGGUUCUUUUCCCUCAUCAUGACGAGCUGCUACACCGCAAACUUAGCCGCCCUACUCACAAUGGAACGCAUGGAACCAGUAAUCGACAGUGCCGAAGCCCUCGCCAAACAAACCAAAAUCAAAUACGGUACGGUUGAAGGCGGCGCCACCCAAGCUUUCUUCCGCGAAUCCAACUACUCCACUUUCCAGAAAAUGUGGACCAGCAUGGUCCAGGCUCAACCCAGCGUCUUCGAGAAAAACAACGCCGACGGAGUUAAACGAGUACAGGGUAGCAAAAAUCGACUGUAUGCUUUUUUUAUGGAGUCGUCACAGAUUGAGUACGAGACUCAAACUAAGUGUGAUUUGAAGCAAGUUGGGAGCUGGUUGGAUACUAAGGGGUAUGGGAUCGCCAUGCCCAUUGACUACCCCUACAGGAGUGCCAUAAAUAGGGCUAUUUUGAAGCUACAGGAAGAUUCUAAGUUGAAGGAGUUGAAGAUAAAGUGGUGGGAAAAGAUGCGGGAUGAUCCUCCUUGUAUUCCUGUCAGGUCGUCGGAGAAAAGUUCGUCCGAGUUGGCGCUGGCUAAUGUGGGUGGGGUGUUUUUGGUGCUGGGGAUUGGGGUAGGGGUGGCUUUUAUUUUAGCGAUGAUGGAGUUUUUGUGGAACGUGAGAAAUGUUUCGGUGGAAGAACACCUGAGCUACUUUGAAGCUCUAAAACUCGAAGUUGCAUUUGCUUCAAACAUAUGGGCAACCAAAAAGAGGACAAAGGCAAAAAAUUUACAGUCUUCAUCCCACGGUGACUCUAAAAGUUUCCUUCACUCAGUUAUGUCAAGUAAAGUUGGCACUCCUGCCACAGAUGAAUAAUAGCUUGGGCAUCGUUCCAAAGUUUGAAACGCAAUAAAACACAAAACUAUAAAAA